Molecule: messenger RNA, 1603 nt
Organism: Cottoperca gobio
Lineage: Eukaryota; Metazoa; Chordata; Actinopteri; Perciformes; Bovichtidae
Gene: sla2a
Product: Src like adaptor 2a
Exons: 8
Coding region: 387-1157 (256 amino acids)
Molecular function (GO): protein binding
Source: RefSeq, a predicted model, not a curated record
AAUCUGCAUCCGAGAGAUCAACACAAGCUGAUCUGAGUCCAGAUGUCAACGUCUCGAGCGUCACAGGAAGCUGCAGCAUGGUGACAUACAUAAAGGCUGCGCAGGAUGCCUUGUCUCUUCAGUCAGCCCACAAUACAAACAGCUGCAAAAACACAGCCGUGUUCAUGGCAAGGAGGGAGUCGUUCUGAUUGAUCAGCAGGUGGGAACCUGAGUUUAGACACAUAUAACAUCCAUCUAUAUGUGUGUGUGCUGAAGGCAGACGAGCAUUUUUCAUCAAGGAAUUAAGCAGUUGAUCUGAGAAGGAUCUGGCUCACUACUUGUGCCGAAUAUAAUUACUGGGAGAACAUUUUUAAAACAGAAUUUGUAGGAGCCAAAGCCAAAGAACAAUGGGGACCUGCCCCAUCAGAUGUCAAUCCAACCUGACAAUCCUAGAAAAUGAGCCUGAACCCGCACGACCACCCCUCCAGGAGAGCGUGAUUGUUUCCCUCUGUGACUACCCGUCCUUUGACCACACAGAAUUGACCAUGUGCAUCGGGGAACGGGUCACCAUCAUAUCAGACGAUGGUGAUUUUAUGAUAGUGAGAGCCACAACCACGGGCCAUGAGAGCUACAUUCCCACCAACUACACCGCCAAGGUGACACACAGGUGGCUGUUCACAGGCAUCAGCAGGUACAAAGCAGUGGAGCUGCUCAUGCAGCCUCAUAACCAGAGUGGAGCUUUCUUGAUCCGAGAGUCAGAGACAAACAGAGAUUGUUACUCGCUGUCUGUCCUGAGUAGGACCAACUCUUCAUACCUGGACAGUGUAAAGCAUUACCGUAUUCCUCAACUCCAAAAUGGCUGGGUCUACAUCUCUCCAGGUGUCACCUUCCCCUCCCUGCAUCACCUGGUGGAACACUAUUCAGAGUCUGCAGGUGGACUGUGCGGUCGGCUGACGGGGCCUUGCUUCAUCCAGGGUUUAGAAAACGACAGAGAGGCCAGGCCUGUACCCACAGCUAUCAGGAGGCCUACUGUGAACUGGAAGGACAUUAGCAGGUCAGUGAUCUUCAGGAAGAAGAGAACAGAGUCAGACAACUCUCUGGUGAGCGAGGGGCUGAGGGAGGCCAUCACCUCCUACCUCCAAAUGACAGAGGGUAACAUGCACAGCUGGGACACAUGAGAAGAGACAGUGGAUCAGUCUGGGAGAAAGAAGUCAGACAGAUAGAGUGAAGUCACAUACUGUCCUGUCUCAACUGCAGUUUGGGCAAGCCAUUGGGAGAGGCCAUCUGGAUGCACAAAUGUACCGCCCUGGAGUAGCAGGGGGCUGAGACACUACAAUGCUCCCCAUGUUGUGACAUACUGUAUGUCAGCAAGAAGAAUGUGUUUUGUUUUCAAAGAGGCACACAGCGGAAGUGUGAGCUGCAAGCCAGUGAGAUAUGUUCUCCAUUGGUUUAAAAAAUUGAAUGUUUUUCUUAAUGUAUAACCUAAUAUGUACAUGCAGUUUGAAUGCAAUAUGAAAUAUGUUAAUUAUAUUGUAAUAUGAUUGUUGGGUUAUUGGAAUCCAAUAAAAUAUGUUGGCUAUGUGAUAUGUGAGCAACACAUACACAUAUAAUCACCUAAACACAA